This is a messenger RNA of Mercenaria mercenaria, 1133 nucleotides long. RefSeq lists its product as uncharacterized. The coding region runs from base 8 to 484 and encodes 158 amino acids. Gene Ontology annotation, molecular function: protein binding; metalloendopeptidase inhibitor activity. The record is from RefSeq and is a predicted model, not a curated record. Lineage: Eukaryota; Metazoa; Mollusca; Bivalvia; Venerida; Veneridae. The transcript is spliced from 5 exons.
UUUGCAGAUGCCACAGCUAUGGUAUGUUGGACUUCUGAUCACGGCCGGUGCUUUCACGUACGUCUCAGCAUGCACGUGCGCCGGUCCACAACCGACUGUGCAGCAGCAUUUCUGCAAUUCACAAUUUUCAAGUGUGUUUAAGAUAAAAAACAAUGGGACUGCAGUGCCUUCGGGUUCGGGAAGAGUGUAUGAAGUGGAGCGACUGCGCCAAUACAGAACUACUGAUCUGGAUAGUAAGCCUGAUGUGACUAAAUUGUAUACAACUUAUGUUGAUGGCUCCUUCUGUGGAGUUACUUUUGUUCCAGAGGCAUACUACCUUGUCACAGGGUAUUACAGAAAAGUUCCUGGCCAGGAAAUGACACAAAUGUGGACGAACUUUUGUAACUUCCAGAAGUACUAUGAGGAUAAUCCGUUGGAAACAUUUGUCGCUCCUCAAUGCAACACAACAAAACCAGAUAUCAAGACGGAUCAAGAACCUAUAUAAUUUUAAAUGGAAAUUGUCUUCUUCUGCUUUGGACGACAGCGAAAAACUGAACCUGGAAAAUCUGGGCAUAAUUGAUAUUCCUAACUGGAGAUUUAAAAACAGAAUAGAACUUUAUUGAAGGAUCUCAGAUUACAAAAUAUCGUUUUGCAAUAACAUAUACACAAAACAUUUACAUAUAUACAAGAAAUCAUACAUACGAGGUUUGAUGGAACAUACAUUAUCUGUUUAUUGAAUGUUUCUUUUUUGUGACUAAUAAAAAUAACGAAAGUUUUAAUAAGUUCAAGCUGAGGUUUGUAAUUCUAACUGAAUACUGACAGUUUUAAGGUUGUAGACCUGUAAUGGCUCUCGGCAAUUUCCGUAUGAUACAAUCCAGCAUUCUUUGAAAGUAAAUGGAAUUGAACGCGCACGCGACUUUCCGUUAAAUCAGUAGAAUGCCGAAAUUACGUAUUUUUCGAUUCUCAUAAAGGUAUCACCACCUUAAUAUGACUUUGCCUCAGACUUUACCGGACAAAAAUAAAUUGUUCAGAUAUUCUGCAAAUUUUAUUAUAGGUUUUAGAUUCAAAAAAUAUUUUUUUUAUGAAAUAAAUGAUUGAGAUGGAAUUUUAGACGAAAACAAUUGUUAUUAUUUUUAUAUAUAUGGAUAACAGAA